AUGUCCAGGGUGCUCGUAGACACUGGGGCCUUAGUUAGCGUAAUAUUUCGCGAUGCAUACAAAGCUUUGAACAGAGGAAGAGCCAAGCUGUCACAAGAUAGUGAGCCCCUCAUUAGUUUUUCAGGAGAUAUCAUCCAACCACUCAGAUCAGAUUACUUAUCGAUCACGAUAGGAGAAAGUCCAAAUUGUUCAACCAUCAAAACAGAGUUCAUCGUGGUGGACUGCGUCUCAUCCUAUAAUGCUAUCCUGGGUCGACCGGCACUCUGGCGUCUGAAAACCUUCAUUGCAGGUCACAUGCUGAUGAUGAAAGUGCCCACCCCGGCCGGCACUGCUACGAUCCGGGGUGAUCAGGCCGCUGCGAGGAAAUGUUAUUCUUUGACUGUAUCUCGUGGUAAGGGAAAGUCUGAAAUGUUGCACGUAGCUACUAACCCUCUGACAGACAAGUACGAAGAUCUUAGAGAUGAUACCGAUUCCGACGAACGGCCCAGUGCCGUAGAAGACAUUGAAGAGGUGGUGCUAUCAGAGCAGUUCCCGGACAGGACUGUUAAGAUUGGUACUAGGCUGUCUCCGGUUGUCAGGGAAGGGUUGAUCUCGUUUCUCCGCUCUAACACAUCUGCAUUCGCCUGGUCAUAUGAGGACAUGCCUGGUAUACCGACGGAGAUAGCCACGCACAAUCUUAGUAUUGUUCCUUACUCGACACCGGUAAGACAAAAACGAAGGGCCUUCACACACGAUAAGUACCGGGCUAUCCAGGUUGAAGUAAAGAAGUUGAUGGCCAUCAAAUUUGUCAGAGAAGUAACAUACCCCCGGUGGUUAGCCAACGUGGUCAUGGUACCAAAGAAAUCUCCGGGAUCAUGGCGCAUGUGUGUGGACUACACCAACCUCAACCGAGCGUGCCCUAAAGAUAGCUUCCCGCUCCCGCGAAUUGACCAAUUAAUCGACUCCACUGCUGGGUACCGGUUACUCAGUUUCAUGGAUGCGUUCAGUGGAUACAACCAAAUUCGAAUGAAUGCGGCAGACGAGGAGCACACUGCCUUUACCACAGACAAAGGACUUUAUUGCUACCAGGUAUAUGUGGACGACAUGCUGGUAAAAAGUCUAACUCCGGAGGAUCACGUAACCAACUUAUCAAUCGUCUUCACCAUCAUAUUGCGCAAUGGUAUGCGACUUAACCCACAGAAGUGCAUCUUCGGGGUCGAGGUAGGAAAGUUUCUCUGGUACAUCAUUAGCCACAGGGGAAUUGAGGCCAAUCCGGAGAAGCACGUCGAGGUAAUAGCCUGGACAGCGGAGCACAAGGCUGCUUUUCUUGGCUUGAAGGCAUACUUGUCAGAGGUACCUCUACUCUACAAACCUGUUCCAGGAGAAUUGCUCUACAUAUAUCUGGCGGCAUCGUCAACAGCUGUGAGCUCAGUUCUUAUUAGGAAGGACUCCGAUUGCGAGUACCCAGUGUACUACGCUGGAAAAGGUUACACUGGUGCAGAAUCCAGGUACCCGGACAUUGAAAAAGUGGCACUGGCCCUCCUGGUAUCAGCCCGGAAGCUUAGACAUUACUUCCAAGCGCACUCAAUCACCGUUUUCACUAAUCACCCAUUGAGGCAGGUUUUGCAGAAACCAGAGACAUCGGGCAGGUUAAUUAAAUGGGCCAUCGAGCUGGGGGAGUUCGAUAUCAAGUACCAGCCCCGGACAGCUAUUAAGGGCCAGGCAGCGGUAGAUUUUAUUUCCGAGUCAAUUCCCCCCCAUAACCUGCCCCUGGAAUCACCUGAACCACUAGCCGCAGAUCCACCUCCGCCAGGCACUUGGCAAUUAUACGUCGAUGGCGCGUCCAACAAGAAAACCAGUGGAGCCGGUAUCAUGCUAAUUAGCCCGGACGAUCAAGUCUACGAGUACGCCCUCAAAUUUGCCUUCAAAGCAUCCAACAAUGCCGCAGAGUACGAGGCACUCAUAGCAGGUCUGCAGAUCGCCCGGGAACUAGGGGUGCAGCACCUUAGUAUCUUCAAUGAUUCUCAGUUAGUCGUAAACCAGGUAUGCGGUAACUUCGAGGCAAAGGAGCCCCACAUGUCCUCUUACCAGGCCUUAGCCCGGGCAUUAGUUCAGAGGUUUACCUCCUACAUUUUUACCCAAAUACCGAGGGCAGAAAACGACAAGGCAGAUGCCCUUGCUAAGCUUGCAUCAAAUUCUCCAAGUCCUACCUAUGGGGCCACUAAGGUCGAAAUACUCGAAAGACCUAGCACUUCUAAAACGGUGUCAGAAAUAUUUACGGUGGACCACACAGCUUCAUGGAUGGACCCAAUUUUGAAAUACAUGGUCGACGGCCAGGCACCGGACGAUAAGGUCGAGGCCAGAAGACUACAGUUAAGGUCAGCUCGAUACACGAUCAUGAAUGGAAAAUUGUACAGAAGAGGUCACUGCUUUCCUAACCUGAAGUGUGUAACACCGGAGGAAGGUCACAAAGUAAUGAAGGACAUUCACGCUGGUGCACUCUUCAAUGUGUACGCCAUUGACGCCAGCGAGGAAGAUACUCAUCUGAAGGAAGAGGUUAGCAAUCUCUCCGGGCAGGUGAAGUAUCUUCACGGCGAGAAGGCCAAGCUGGAGAAGCAGAGGGACUCAUUGAAGGCUGAGAUGGCCGCCGCUAAGCAGCGGAUCGCAGAGCUUGAGGGUGAAGUCUCUGAGGCGCGGGAAGAGGUAAAAAAUGCCCAGGACUCCAAGAAAAGAGCUACAGAGUCUGCCGUGUCAUGGAAGGAGAAGGCAGACCACCUGGAGGAUCGCCUUCCCGUGGAGAGGCACGAGGUCGUGGAGGAGUACAAGUCCUCGGAAGCGCUUAUCGCUAUGCUGGCUGCUGCCCAAGAUAAGGCUGUUAUCAUGAAAUUCAAGGAGUGGGUGGCGGCCGGGUAUUUAGAUGAAGCUAAAUUCAGGCGGGGUCUCCUGGAGAAAAAGAAGAAAGAUCGGGAGGCGGCGGCCAAGUCUGGUGUCGGAGGGUCCCAGAGUACCGGUGGCGAGCGGUUGUAA
This is a messenger RNA of Rosa chinensis, 3006 nucleotides long. RefSeq lists its product as uncharacterized. Gene Ontology annotation, molecular function: nucleic acid binding; RNA-DNA hybrid ribonuclease activity; aspartic-type endopeptidase activity. The record is from RefSeq and is a predicted model, not a curated record. The transcript has 4 exons. The coding region runs from base 1 to 3006 and encodes 1001 amino acids. Gene Ontology annotation, biological process: proteolysis. NCBI's taxonomy places the organism in Eukaryota, Viridiplantae, Streptophyta, Magnoliopsida, Rosales, Rosaceae.